AUGUCCUUCAAUGAGUCAGAUUUACCGGAUAAUCCAUACAAGGGACUAACGUUUUUGGAAGUGAAGCGCAUUCAGUACCCAGUCUGGGGUCAUCAGAUAGUCGGAGGGUUCUUACUGCUUCUGUUAAUUGCGGGCUUCAUGGAGAACUUGUUAAUUAUGUUUAUAUUCUGGAAGAACAAAGAGCUUCUCUCGCCUACAAACAUAUUCAUCUUGGCAGUGGCUAUUGGGGAUUUCGGCAUGUCCUGUCUUGGUGUUCCGUUGCCGGUUAUUGGUGCUUUAAACGGAAAAUGGUUUAUGGGGGAGUUUCUAUGCAAAUGGCAGGCGUUUGUUGUCUAUUUCGUAGGACUGUCGCAAAUGUACCUUCUAAUGGCUGUGAGCGUUGACAGAUAUGUUGUAAUCACCAAGCCUCAUCUUGCCCAUAGAAUCACCAAAAAGGUCGCGAUGGCCUGCGUGGCGGUCUGUUAUGGGCUCGCCAUUUUCUUGGCUCUUAUGCCACUCAUUGGAUGGAGCAGCUACGGGCUCGAGGCAUCGAGGGUGUUCUGUGGUCUACGCUGGGAGGAUCAUAGUGCAAGAAACACCAGCUACAAUGUUGUGAUAUUUUUCUUCUGCUACUUCGGGCCUAUCGGCGUCAUGAUCUUCAGCUACUAUCACCUAUUCAUGGCCGUAUUGUGUGGAUACUCCGAUUCCAUCCCCCUGGUGCUCACAGAGAUCCCGGGGGCCACAGCCAAGUCCCAGAUUGUCUGGAAUCCAAUAAUCUAUGUGGCCACAAACAAACAAUUCAGGGAUGCAUUCUAUGCGGCAGUGUCCCACAAAGUGCCUGGGUCCCGCAAACAGGAAGGGUCCCACAAACAGGCAGGGUCCCACGAACAGGCAGGGUCCCACAAACAGGCAGUGACCCACAAACAGGAAGGGUCCCACGAACAGGAAGGGUCCCAUAAACAGGCAGGGUUCCACAAACAGGCAGUGUCCCCAAAACAGGAAGGGUCCCACAAACAGGCAGGGUCCCACAAACAGGCAGUGACCCACAAACAGGAAGGGUCCCACAAACAGGAAGGGUCCCACACACAGGAGAGUCCCACAAACAGGAUGGUUCCCACAAACAGGCAGUGUCCCACGAACAGACAGUGUUCCACAAACAGGAAGGGUCCCACAAACAGGAAGGGUCCCACCCGCAGAAAGGGUCCCACAAACAGGCAGUGUCCCACGAACAGACAGUGUCCCACAAACAGGAAGGGUCCCACAAACAGGAAGGGUCCCACCCGCAGAAAGGGUCCCACAAACAGGAAGGUUCCCACAAACAGGCAAUGUCCCACGAACAGCAGUUUCCCACAAACAGGAAGGGUCCCACAAACAGGAAGGGUCCCACGACCAGGCGGUGUCACACAAACAGGAAGGGUCCCACAAACGGACAGGGUCCCACAAACUAACAGGUUCCAACAAUCAGUCAUGUGCCUACACACAGGCAAAUCAUCAAAAGAAAUGUUCAUCAGUUCUUCAAUUUCUGGAGGAUCUCAGCAGCAGCAGCAGCAGCAGCAGCAGCAGCAGCAGCAGUUUCCUCACUCAAUUCCGGCGAAAACAACUCAAAACUACCCAAAAGAUCUUUAA
Molecule: messenger RNA, 1605 nt
Organism: Mya arenaria
Lineage: Eukaryota; Metazoa; Mollusca; Bivalvia; Myida; Myidae
Product: rhodopsin-like
Exons: 4
Coding region: 1-1605 (534 amino acids)
Biological process (GO): G protein-coupled receptor signaling pathway
Cellular component (GO): membrane
Molecular function (GO): G protein-coupled receptor activity
Source: RefSeq, a predicted model, not a curated record